AUGGUGAACGAGCCUCCCAGCCGUCCCACAAUAAAUGCAAUCAUGAAUAAAUUUGAGCAGACUGAAUCUGUACUUGACCUUGAUCGAUCUGGUCGACCAGUGACGGUCACAGACCAGAGCAACCUAGAUGAAGCAUCAGAAAUUUUAACUGAACAGCCUCAGACAUCAACUCGGCGCAUGAGCCUGCAGUUAGGUAUCUCACAAACCUCAGUGAGACGUGUUCACAAGAGUCUUGGAUUGAAAGCGUAUGUUCCACGAUUGAUUCACGAGCUCAACGAAGACGACUUCGAUCGUCGACUGAAGUUUGAUGAAACGUUUCUUUCCUUAUUCGAGAAUGAUCC
Molecule: messenger RNA, 341 nt
Organism: Didymodactylos carnosus
Lineage: Eukaryota; Metazoa; Rotifera; Eurotatoria; Philodinida; Philodinidae
Source: the annotation of a GenBank genome assembly